This is a messenger RNA of Hibiscus syriacus, 1898 nucleotides long. RefSeq names its product phosphoglucomutase, cytoplasmic-like. Lineage: Eukaryota; Viridiplantae; Streptophyta; Magnoliopsida; Malvales; Malvaceae. The record is from RefSeq and is a predicted model, not a curated record. Gene Ontology annotation, cellular component: cytosol. The transcript has 19 exons. Gene Ontology annotation, biological process: carbohydrate metabolic process. Bases 99 to 1847 code for a protein of 582 amino acids. Gene Ontology annotation, molecular function: magnesium ion binding; phosphoglucomutase activity.
AUUGCUAACAAAUCCAUAAAGAAAACACCGCUCACUCCCUCAUUAGCCAGCUUUGUGGAAUCGCAUUUCUCUUUGAUCUCUCCAACGAAGUGACAAAAAUGGUGUUCGAGGUGUCCAAAGUGCCAACGACGCCGUUCGAUGACCAGAAGCCUGGCACUUCUGGCCUCCGUAAGAAGGUGAAAGUUUUUGUUCAACCUCAUUAUUUGCACAAUUUUGUUCAGUCAACAUUCAACGCCCUCACACCAGAGAAAGUUAGAGGCGCUACACUUGUUGUUUCUGGUGACGGUCGUUAUUUCUCAAAGGACGCUAUUCAGAUAAUAAUCAAGAUGUCAGCUGCAAAUGGAGUAAGGCGUGUAUGGGUUGGUCAAAAUGGUUUGCUUUCAACUCCAGCUGUAUCAGCUGUGAUACGUGAAAGAGUUGGUGCAGAUGGAUCCAAAGCAACUGGGGCCUUCAUUUUGACAGCUAGUCACAAUCCCGGUGGUCCUGAUGAGGAUUUUGGAAUUAAAUACAACAUGGAAAAUGGUGGACCUGCUCCAGAGGCCAUCACUGAUAAGAUCUUUGAGAACACAAAAACAAUAAAAGAAUAUCUGAUUGCCGAGGGGCUACCAAAAGUAGACAUUAGUGCAAUCGGUGUUACCAACUUUACGGGGCCUGAAGGAAAUUUUGAUGUUGAAGUUUUUGAUUCAGCUAGUGACUACAUAAAAUUGAUGAAAUCAAUUUUUGACUUUGAGCUUAUCCGCAAGCUGCUUUCAUCUCCGAAGUUUACGUUCUGCUAUGACGCGCUUCAUGGAGUUGCUGGAGCUUAUGCAAAUCGCAUUUUUGUGGAGGAGCUCGGGGCACAAACAAGCUCCCUUUUGAACUGCGUACCCAAGGAGGAUUUUGGAGGAGGACAUCCCGAUCCCAAUCUGACUUAUGCCAAGGAGUUGGUUGAGCGCAUGGGAUUGGGACAAUCAAAUCCUGAAGUUGAACCACCCGAGUUUGGUGCGGCUGCUGAUGGUGAUGCUGAUCGUAACAUGAUCCUGGGUAAAAGGUUUUUUGUCACUCCAUCAGAUUCAGUAGCCAUCAUUGCUGCCAAUGCUGUUAAUGCAAUUCCUUACUUUUCUUCUGGUUUAAAGGGAGUUGCCAGGAGUAUGCCCACAUCAGCUGCCCUUGAUGUUGUGGCCAAGAACUUGGGACUGAAAUUUUUUGAGGUACCCACUGGCUGGAAAUUUUUUGGGAAUUUAAUGGAUGCUGGAAUGUGUUCAAUUUGUGGAGAAGAAAGUUUUGGAACUGGCUCUGACCAUAUACGUGAGAAAGAUGGAAUCUGGGCUGUUUUGGCCUGGCUUUCAAUCCUUGCAUAUAAAAAUAAGGAAAAUCUCAAUGGUGACAAGCUUGUGUCAGUUGAGGACAUAGUUCGUCAGCAUUGGGCUACCUAUGGUCGACACUUUUAUACUCGAUAUGACUAUGAGAAUGUAGAUGCUGGUGGAGCGAAGGAUUUAAUGGCAAAUAUGGUUAAAUUGAUGGCAAACCUUGAUGAAAUUAAUGCUAUCGUGAAGGGUGCUCGACCGGAUGUGUCAAAAGUUGUGAAUGCUGAUGAGUUCGAGUACAAGGAUCCUGUUGAUGGUUCGGUUUCAAAGAAUCAAGGUAUUCGGUUUUUGUUCGAGGAUGGAUCACGAUUGAUUUUCCGCCUCUCCGGAACUGGUUCAGAAGGUGCUACUAUUCGUCUCUACAUCGAGCAAUAUAAAAAGGAUCCACCGAAAACCGGAAGAGAGGCCGAAGAACCUCACGCUCCUCUUGUGGAGGUCGCUCUAACACUGUCGAAGAUGAAGGAGUUCACUGGUCGAUCUGCACCUACUGUGGUCACAUAGAUCCAUUCUGCUACAACAUUUAAGUGUGUUUGGUUUCCUUUCGAGUAAAAG